AGGAAUCAGGUGAACAUGGAGUAUGUAGACCUAGACUGGGCAGCCUUUGUCGCCCGCCCACCAGUUGAUUCUGCUCAGUGUCAGGAGGUGACAGGAGGGACGGGGAAGCGAGGCCGAAGCAGACAUUUUCUCUCAAGGAAUCGCUGCUUUCCUGCUGCAUCUCCAAAUCUCGCCGCCACUAUGCUUCGCUUGACCUCAGGACGUCUGGGGGGUCUUCUGGCCAGGCGUUCCACAGCCGCCAUGACCACCAGCAGCAGUGUGAGGAUGGAGAGCAAGCAGAGCCACGAGGUGUCGGAGACGGUGGACAUGUCCCGGCCUAUGUACUACGACCGGCUGGACACCCCUCUGCCUGACAGACCCUACAGAGAUGUCCUGAGUGAUGCUGAGGAGAGCCUGAAGCAGAAGGAGAAAGGACCGUGGAGUCAGCUGACCGACGAGGAGAAGAUCGCCUUGUAUCGUCUGAUGUUCUCGCAGACCUACGCGGAGAUGAAGGCGCCUACAGGAGAGUGGAAAACCGUAGUGGGUGGCAUGCUCUUCUUUCUGGGCUUCACUGGUCUGGUGAUCUGGUGGCAGAGGAUUUACGUCUACCCUCCUCACCCCAGGACCACUGACGAUGACUGGAAGGCCAUGCAGCUCCAGAGGAUGCUGGAUAUGAAAAUCAACCCUGUGCAGGGCCUGGCUGCCAAGUGGGACUACGACAAGGGCCAGUGGAAAUGAAAGCAGAGAGAGGACAGAGGCUGGGAUGGCGUGGAGUUUCUGAUUUCACCGCGUUUUAUCUCGGCCUCUCCAGUCUGCUUCCUCUACAGCUCCUGAAGGCUUCUGUCACGUUAUUACUGUGGCCGUCCUCAUGUAAUCACUUUAUCAUAAUAAAGCUGCAUCAUAACUCUAAA
Fundulus heteroclitus (mummichog) is the source of this 890-nucleotide messenger RNA. RefSeq names its product cytochrome c oxidase subunit 4 isoform 2, mitochondrial. Gene Ontology annotation, biological process: mitochondrial electron transport, cytochrome c to oxygen. The transcript is spliced from 6 exons. Bases 16 to 717 code for a protein of 233 amino acids. NCBI's taxonomy places the organism in Eukaryota, Metazoa, Chordata, Actinopteri, Cyprinodontiformes, Fundulidae. The record is from RefSeq and is a predicted model, not a curated record.